Serpula lacrymans var. lacrymans S7.9 is the source of this 1132-nucleotide messenger RNA. RefSeq lists its product as uncharacterized. The coding region runs from base 94 to 966 and encodes 290 amino acids. The record is from RefSeq and is a predicted model, not a curated record. The transcript is spliced from 6 exons. NCBI's taxonomy places the organism in Eukaryota, Fungi, Basidiomycota, Agaricomycetes, Boletales, Serpulaceae.
GAGGUUUUUCUCGAGUCAAUAGGCUGUCACCGAUCUUCAGGCUUUUAGGACCUCCAGAAAUACGUAUCCAAGCGUCCAUUGCAUCCUGCUUCAAUGAUGUCGUCUCUCAAAACCCAAUAUGAAGAUCAAGGCUUUGUUAUUAUUCCAGACCUCAUCCUUCCUCAGGAUUUCAAGGACAUCGAAGCGGCUUGUGAACGUGUAAUUACACGUACUCGCUCGGGUUCAUGGUCACACCGUAGAACGGUCGGGAAACAAUUUCCACCAUUCGAUAAUAACAACCCAGACUCUUGGGGUGUACAACAUAUCAUGCAUCCAGAUCUGGGUGAAUCUGUCUUUGCUAAAUGGUACACAUCCGACAAACUAGUUGGUGCAGCACAAGGACUUCUGGGAUGCCAAGAAGCUGAAUUACAGAUGGAGCUCUUUAACUUGUUAAUUAAUCCACUUUUCCACAAUUUUGCACUCCGAUGGCAUCGCGAUGAUGUUAAGGAGGACGCUACUGGAGAUGAGGAAUGUAUCGCUCUAGCUCAAUGGGGUCAUGGGGUGCAGUGGAAUACAGCCAUUUACAAAGACUCUUGUCUAUAUGUCGUGCCCAAGUCACACAAAUUACCCAGGUCCGCAGAGCAACGAGCACAGUCUAUGACGCUUACUCCUCCGGAAGACCCGCUCACCAUGCCAGAGGCAAUUCAAGUGACACUACAACCGGGAGAAACAGUGUUCUAUAAUUCUAACAUUUUGCAUUGUGCCACUUACGACUCCACUCAACAGCGAGCAACGCUUCAUGCCUGUAUGGGCGACAUACGGGGUGGCUCUACGAGAGCUCGGAACGUGUUACAACAUGGACUGGAGUGGAUGAAAGGUGACCAAUUCAGGGAACAGUUGGACGGAAGAGGACAGAAAAUGUUGUCUGCGCUAAUUGCAAUGCAGGAAGGAGUGACGGGUGACAUUGGCUAUUCAUUAUCUAACUGAAUUUCGUUUAACGUCUCUUGUGGAGCGCGAGUUUUCAGUCAACGAGAUGCUCGCGACUUGAGCGUUGCUUACCUGCUGUGGCCGCCGAUACUUAGUUGUAUAGUUAUUACAGUAACGUCCUCGCUCAAUCCGAACCUCUCGAAUUUUUGAUCUUUCCUCUUUUUUA